UUUUUUGUUUCGGCCGGCUUCGUUCCUCUCUGUCUCCGCACAGCUCAGCAGCGGCAGCACUGCUCAAACCACCGCCCACCAACCAACAACGCAUAUCCACCCCCACCUCGCUCGCGUUGACGUCCUUCCUUCCAUCACAACCCCCCUCCACACACACACACACACAAAAAACCAGCGAUGGCGUACUCCAUGCAGAUGGUCGAGAACUUCAAGGAGGCCUUUGCCCUCUUUGACCACAAGAACCAGUCUGUCAUCGACGUCGAGAGCCUCGGCCGCGUCAUGCGUGCUGUUGGUCUUGACCCAUCUGACGAUGAGCUGAAGAACAUGAUCACAGAGGUCGACGGCUCAGGCAAGAACGCUGUCGACUUUGCCGAGUUCAUGAAGAUGAUGUCCAAGCACGGCACUGACACAGCACGCGAGGUCAAGGAGACCUUCAGCAUCUUCAACUCGAGCGGAAGUGGUCAAAUCUCACGGGCAGAGCUCAAGGUUAUGAUGGACAGGCUGGGCGAGAAGUACGAGGAGAAGGACCUUGAUGAGAUGAUCAAGACCAUUGACAAGUCUGGCAACGGCGCUGUGAGCUUCGAGGACUUUGAGGCUUGCAUCCUGGGCGAUGACGAGGAGGAAUGAGCACUGCGUCUGUGUCCGUGUUCCCGCCUUCGUGUGUCUCAAUGUGAUGCAUCUCGUGUACCGUUGCUCUUUGUCGUCUCAGCCCAGCUGUGUGUCGGUUUACGAACAUGCUGUUUGCUCGUUCCUGUACUCUGCUUCCCCCCCCUCUCCCCCCGUUUGUCGCUGCCUUACUACCAUUCUCUCUCCUUGAGUUAAACCUCUUUUUUUUUUUGUGCUUGCCAUAUGUGUGCAUGUGAUCGGUUGUUUGGUUCACAGUCCCGAGGGGCUUUUCUCCUCACCGCAAUGCUGUGCCUGUGUCUGUGCAGCUGUGCAAAGGCUUGCGUGCUUGCAUGUCAUGUUGUCCACAUCACAUGAUGGGCAGCAUCCAGUCUGGCGCGUCCCGCACACACGCACGCACACACGCACGCACGCGCAUGGCGGGUUGUUUAUGUGAUUAAAGCAGUCCCCACACUCACACAA
Salpingoeca rosetta is the source of this 1086-nucleotide messenger RNA. RefSeq lists its product as uncharacterized. The coding region runs from base 178 to 627 and encodes 149 amino acids. Gene Ontology annotation, molecular function: enzyme regulator activity; calcium ion binding. Lineage: Eukaryota; Choanoflagellata; Craspedida; Salpingoecidae. The transcript is spliced from 7 exons. The record is from RefSeq and is a predicted model, not a curated record.